Talaromyces atroroseus is the source of this 1623-nucleotide messenger RNA. RefSeq lists its product as hypothetical. Lineage: Eukaryota; Fungi; Ascomycota; Eurotiomycetes; Eurotiales; Trichocomaceae. Bases 1 to 1623 code for a protein of 540 amino acids. The record is from RefSeq and is a predicted model, not a curated record. Gene Ontology annotation, cellular component: clathrin-coated pit; clathrin-coated vesicle. Gene Ontology annotation, biological process: clathrin coat assembly; vesicle budding from membrane; clathrin-dependent endocytosis. Gene Ontology annotation, molecular function: 1-phosphatidylinositol binding; phosphatidylinositol-4,5-bisphosphate binding; clathrin heavy chain binding. The transcript is spliced from 4 exons.
AUGACGCAAAACUUCGAGAAGUCGGUCAAAGGGGCCACUAAGAUCAAAGUAGGCCUGCCACCAUCAAUUCUCUCUAUGUUGCAAGCUCAGGGACAUAAUAUCCGAAGAUAUUCUGACUAUCUCAUUUCCCGCGCCAAGGCAUUCGCUGAUACUAAAACCGAUUACGUGCGAGGUGGCCAAGGCCGAUUAAAGCGAUUGACUGUCGAUAAGGGCUUGCUAAGAGAAACAGAAGUGGUACAGAGGCAAAUCAAGGCAUUGCUCAAAUGUGAUCUUCUCACCGAUGAAGUUGAGAAUGAAAUCACGUUAACGGCAUUCCGGCUGUUGACCAUGGACUUACUGGCUCUCUAUUCUGUUAUGAACGAGGCGACAAUCAAUGUUUUAGAACAUUAUUUUGAGAUGUCCCGCCCCGAUAGCGAACGCGCAUUGAAAAUAUACAAGACUUUUAGUUCUCAGACAGAGGAGGUCGUGAAAUUCCUUGGUGUUGCUCGACACUUCGAGUAUGCUACGCGGCUAGAAAUUCCGAACCUUAAACAUGCCUCAACCGAUCUCACGCAACUACUGGAGGACGAUUUGAAAGAUCCCGACUUUGAUCUACGGCGAAGAGAGUAUCAAUUACAGAGAGGGGCUAAACAAGCAGGCCGAGGUGUUUCUACUUCCGCUGGCAGGUCACCAGUGCUGCCCAAAAAAGAUACAAUUUCAAGUUCAUCCAACAGACCACAGACAGCCCCCGCACCGAAGACGGAGACCAAAGCCCCAGCCACUGACCUUAUCGAUUUUUUUGAUUCCAUUGAGCCGAAUCAGCCGCAACCCACAAAUGCACCUGUGCAACAGCAGCCAAAUUUUCAACAAGCCGGCUUUGGCCAGGCAAUGUUCCAAACGCAAUCAACUGGCUUUCCCGCCCAACAAAAUGGGUUUAUGCCCCAAGCUCAACCAGGCUUUUACCAACAGCAAACUGGGUUUGCGGGUGGUUAUAAUCAGAACAGCACAAAUCCCUUCGCUCAAGUGCAGCCACAACCACAACCACAGCUCACACCGCAGCAACUGCAACCUCAGUCCACAGGAGUCGGUUUCGGUGGGUACGGACCUCAAUCGUAUGGCUUUCAGAACACACUAUCAGUCAUCCCACAGGAUGGCGUCGCAACAUUCCCUCAGCAGCAAGCCUCGACGACUGCGUCACCGUCUCAGCAGAUGACGAACCCUUUCCGAACAUCUAUGCUCAUAACAAGUCAAACCGGUGCAGUUGGCGGUUUCGGUCAGCAGCAACAGGCCGCUCAACCGUUGACACGCCAGAAUACAAACCCAUUUUCCAAGAGAUUGUCCACUGCUGUUCCGUCGAAUCCCCCCCCCAUCCCGUCUUCUUUCCAGCAGAAUCAAACUGCUGCGCAGCCACUUCAACCACAGCGCACAGGAACCAAUCCAUUCGCAAAACAAUCGCCAUCCCCCCAAGUCAAUCUGCAACCAUUACAACCUAACCCAACGGGAAGCACAAAUCCAUUCCGCCAAAGUGCGUUCAUCAAUCAACAGUCUGGCCAGGGAUGGCAAGUGGGCGGACAGCAGGGAACAAUGGGUGGUCUAGAACGACUUGGCACGGUGCCGGUGUUCCCUCGACCGGGAUUUACAUAA